AAGGAGGAGUAUAUCGAUUAAAAUCGAUCGUUUCGGUGCAUUAAUCGUGUUGACCUUCUUGAAUUGUGUACGCCCCUUUUCCCCUACUCUGAUGACUUGCAUCGUCGACCUCCCACCACUUUUGCUACUCUUUUUGCAUCGUUAUCGGUCAUUUGUCUCUCUUUCUCUCUCUCUCUCUCUCUUUCUUUCUUUCUUUGACAGCGCGCGAUUAAUCGGCGUGCUUUGACAUCGCAUUCGUAGUUGACAGAUUCGCGGCGUGUUCGACUAAGAACUUGUGUGUCCCGUUAAAUCGUUUCUCUUUGCUGUUAAAAGUCACGUAGACAUCCCGUCCGAAUGAAAGUCACGAUUUCCUAACAGAUAGUUUCAAAGAUCAACCGAUAAUCGUUAAUCUUUGUCGUCGUCGUCAUUUUUCUCCAAUGUGAAAGGAAGGAAGAGAAAAGAAAAGAACUUGUAAAGGGACACGUCAGUUUGUUCCUCAACUUAUAUAGUAUAAUAGGAUUGAUGUUGAAUUUUUCAAUGCGAACGAUGUUUUCCACAAUCUUUCUCUUUCUAAUUGUUCUAACGAAUUUUUCUAAUACCAGGGUGCAUGGUAAUUAUUUUGGAACCAAUGCACAAACGGACGAUCAGUGUUUCUGCAAGUUAAAGGGAUCAAUCGAUGAUUGUAGCUGUAAUGUAGAUACAGUGGAUUAUUUUAACAAUGUAAAGAUAUAUCCUAGAUUGCAAAGUCUUCUAUUGAAGGAUUACUUUAGAUUUUACAAAGUUAAUCUGAAGCAACAGUGUCCUUUUUGGGCGGAUGACAGUAAAUGCGCUAUACGUUAUUGUCAUAUACAACCUUGUCAUGAUGAUGAUAUUCCGGAAGGAUUGAAAGGAGAAGUUCCUAGAAAUUUACAUUUCAAUGAAAGCCCUGCUGACAAAUAUAAAUUAUCCACACAAUUAGCAAAUUGUAAUCAAAAUGCAAGAGAUCAUAACAUGGAAUUGGGUUAUCUCAAUACUACUAUCAGCUCUGAAAAUUAUAAAGAAUUUGAGCGUUGGCAACAAUACGACGAUGCUCAAGAUAAUUUCUGCGUGAAAGAAUCCAGUCCUGGUGAAUAUGUCGAUCUUUUACUUAAUCCGGAACGAUAUACAGGAUAUAAAGGACCAAGCGCUCAUAGAAUAUGGCGAAGUAUUUAUAUGGAAAAUUGUUUUAGACCUAAAAAUUCUCCUCAUAAUUUUAUACAAUCGUCUAAAAUAAAUGGAAUGUGUUUAGAAAAGAGAGUAUUCUAUCGUGUUAUAUCAGGAUUACAUGCAAGUAUUAACAUUCACUUAUGUUCAAAAUAUUUAUUAUCUUCGGGAGAUGGCUUGACUGCUGUAUCAGGUGCAAAAUGGGGCCCUAAUCUAGGAGAAUUGCAAAGACGAUUUUCCCCUGAAACAACUGGUGAUGAAGGACCUAAUUGGUUAAAAAAUUUAUAUUUCAUAUAUUUACUUGAACUAAGGGCUUUAGCAAAGGCUGCACCUUAUUUAGAAAGAGAAGAAUAUUAUACUGGCAAUGAAGUUGACGAUAAAGAUACACGUCUAGCUAUUAACGACGUUCUACAAACUGUUAAAUCGUUUCCUGAACAUUUUAAUGAAACAGUCAUGUUUUCUGGAGGUGCUCAUGCACAGAUAUUAAAAGAAGAAUUUAGACAACACUUUAGAAAUAUUUCUCGCAUAAUGGAUUGUGUCGGAUGCGAUAAAUGUAAACUCUGGGGUAAAUUGCAAAUACAAGGUUUAGGAACUGCAUUAAAAAUUCUUUUCUCUGGCAAAUUUGAUAAAUGGGAAUCAACGCUACAUAAUUUUAGUAGAAAACAAUUUUUUUUGGAAAGAAGUGAAAUUGUAGCUCUUAUUAACGGAUUUGGAAGAUUAUCAGAAAGUAUAUUUGAACUGGAUAAAUUUCGACAAAUGAUGAGAUAGCAUAGCAACAAGUAGGUAAUGACUUUUCAAAUACUAUGACAAGACACAUCACAUUAAUUUAAUUAGCUUUCCAUAGGAAUAACUAUAUAUUGUAGGAUUUAUGAAUUGUUAUAAUUACGUUUCUCAUGCUCAUAUCUUUAUUAACAUUUAAUAUGAAAUCGCAAUGAAAAUUAUUUAAAUUUUGAUAUAUAAAUAAUUUCACGUUAAUCUUAUAUUGGUAACAAGAAAACGAAUGGUUAAAAAUACAAUUAUUUAAUUGCUCGAUAUUUCUAUACAAUUUUAUAAAAAGCAAACACGUAUAAAUAUUUAUGCGAUUAUCAUUGCAAUAUUUAUUCAUAAAAUUAAUUUCACUGCGAUUUCAUUUUAAACCUUAACUCCGUCUGUGAUAAAUAUCUAUUCUGACAUAUAUUUCUGUAAUAAUUUCCUUUACAAUUCAUCCCAAUGAAUGAAUUAUUCAGAAGAACCUUUCCAUACUUAUAAAAACAAGUUCUAAGAUGACAAUUACGUUAGCAAGUUUUUUAUAACAUACUAUUUUCAAAUAGCUAAUUAAGUUAGAUAAAAAAAAUGACCAAGAUUUGUAACAGACAUUUUCAUUAUUGAAGUGGAGAACUAAUAUAAGACACGCAAGCACCUUCAUUGGCUUUGGAAAUAUGUACAAAAUACUUUUUUUUGAAAAAUAAAAUACAUUUAUAUUUAUUAAAAAUUAAUAAAUAAUAUUCUAAUUCUGUAAAUCUGUACAAACGUACAGAUUUCUUGGAAGUAUUAUGUAUCUACAUUUUAUACCUUUUCUUGAUCAUUUUUAUAUCUAAAUAAUGAAUAUUUACGAUAUAUAUAUAUAUAUUAAGAACAUUAGCGUAUUAUAUCAUCUUCCUUUUGAAACUGCUUCUAUGUCCUUCAGUAAAGUCAAUUAUAAAAGUACCUUUCAAUGAUUAUUGUUUCUAACUUAUACAACGACUUAAUGCGAUUAUGAUCGUGAUCCUAGUACAUUAUUGUAUCGGAUAAUUAUUAUAGAAAAUGUAAAUUAGCCGAG
Molecule: messenger RNA, 2959 nt
Organism: Polistes canadensis
Lineage: Eukaryota; Metazoa; Arthropoda; Insecta; Hymenoptera; Vespidae
Gene: Ero1L
Product: ero1-like protein
Exons: 8
Coding region: 502-1929 (475 amino acids)
Biological process (GO): protein folding in endoplasmic reticulum
Cellular component (GO): endoplasmic reticulum; endoplasmic reticulum membrane
Molecular function (GO): thiol oxidase activity; protein-disulfide reductase activity; FAD binding
Source: RefSeq, a predicted model, not a curated record